Molecule: messenger RNA, 3284 nt
Organism: Lytechinus variegatus (green sea urchin)
Lineage: Eukaryota; Metazoa; Echinodermata; Echinoidea; Temnopleuroida; Toxopneustidae
Product: RAB6-interacting golgin-like
Exons: 7
Coding region: 130-1458 (442 amino acids)
Biological process (GO): non-motile cilium assembly
Source: RefSeq, a predicted model, not a curated record
GCUGCCCAAGACUGACAAGAGCCCGAUAGCGAUGAGGACACGUCAACAAUUCGAAAUAUUUGUCAACAAAUUUAAUCAAUUUGUUUUUAGAGUGAAAUGUUGAGAAGGAAGUUUUGAAUUUAAAUAAAGAUGGCAUGGACAGGAUUUACAGAUGAACAGCUAAAUGCUUUAAAACAGCAAAAUUCCAAUGAGGGAGGAAUGCCUGCCAGAGGUGGUCGAGGUCAGCACAACCAGAGGGGCAGGGGAAGAUCUGGAGUAAUCAGGGGUAGAGGAAGACCAGGGCCAUCCCAGGCUGUGAGCCAAACUCCUGUCAGUCCAGACCAAAUGCUCUCCAGACCAAAGCCACAGGGUACCCGAGGGAAACCUGUCUCCUCUGCAGAGCACAGCGUCUGGAGUGAACUAAAUGAGCCAACCCAAAGACGACCUCCUCCAGCGAGAAGGAAAGCCCCUCCCCCACCUCAAGACAAGGCUGAAGACAGACAGAAUGAUGCGCCAAGGGGUGAAGUGGUGGAUCAUAGACGGCUUGAGGAUGACAGUAAGAAGGAGUUCAUGGAAUCUCCCAAGGAAGCGGAGGCGGAGAAGGUCAAGAUUUUAGAUGAAGAGGAAGGGCAUGAGAGAGAGAUUUCUAAACUUGAGGAGUUCCAGAAGAAGCAAAAACAGAUGGAGGAAGAGAAUGCAAAGAAGAAAAACCUUUUGGCUAGAGCAAUAGCAGACAGAAAGAAGAAGACCCAGGCAGAAGCCAAGAGAUUGUUGUAUAUUCAGAAGGAACUAGCGAAGAUAGAAUCAUUACUAAGCAAUGAUGUUAGCAUACUCCGAGACAAGAUAGAGGAAGCAAGCAGAGAUUUCAAUGAUGCUCAGCGUCGUUAUCAAAAAGCCGAGGCAGAGUUCGUAGCAGCCAAGAUCCAUCUUCAUAAAGCUUCUGAAAUGAAGGAGGCCCUCACAGAACAUCUAUGCACCAUUAUCCACGAGAACGAACUCCGCAAAGCACGCAAGCUCGAAGAGCUUGUCAGCAAACUUGAAGUUGAAAAUCUUGACGAGUUUGAGAUUCCGGAUGAAACGCCGCCUACCUCACCGGUUCCAAUAACAGUCAUUCACCAGCAAGAGGUUACUAAUCACUCCUCAAAGGACAAUGGAAUAGCCCAUAUAUCCAGCAAUAACUCAGGGAGCAUGUCCAAUCAACUGGAACAAUCCAUCGUUUCUUCAGGAAGUUCCUCUGACAAACUUGAUUCCCCAGCUGCACCUGACAUCACGACUCAUUCAAAAAGUGCUGAGCAAACUGAUGAAAAGGCAAAUGAAAAUUCUGAUAAAUGUGAAGAGAAAAUUGACAAUGAAAUCAUUGUUUCAACAGUUUCUUGUGACCAAGGUGAUAAAAAUACAAUGACUAAAAUUGAAGGUGACUCGUCAAGUGACCAGCCAGAGGCAGAGCAGCAUGUAGAGAUUAGUGGAGAUCAGACAUGACCACUGCUAGUCUUAAUCCAGCUAAUCCACUUUGUAUGUUACCUACAAGGGGACAUUUUCAUAAAUGCUUUCAUAAGAUUAAGCAUGACUUGGAAUGAUGUGAUUGGAAUAUGAAGAGCCAGAUUAUGAGCCAAAUGUUUUUUGUUGAUUUUUAACAGACAGUCAAACCUGUGUUAGUGGCCCCCUGUCUAUAGCAGCCACCUGCCUAUAAAGUUUCACAUUUUGUGUCACAUUUAUGUUUCUCACAUAACUGUUUGUAUUCAAAUUGAUUGAGCCUUCAGCUUAGUUCUUUUUUUUUAUUCCAGUCAUUCAUGAAAUUGCUUAUUACUUUAUGAACUCCUUCAUGGAACACCCCAGGGGGCCAUUUCAUAAAGCUGUUCGUAAGUUCAGAGUGACUUUAAGUACGACUGGUGAUCCUUUGUUGUGGUAAAUGAUGUCCAUUGAUGGUUAUGUAGCAUGUAAGAAAGGUUCACCAGUUGUUCUUAAAAUCGCUCUCGACUUACAAACAGCUUUAUGAAUCAUCCACCAGGUAGGGAGAUAUUAAAACAUUUAACAGGGUGAAUAUCAAUUUUGAUAAUACAUUGAAGUACAGUCUAUUAUUUUUUUAUUUUGGAGAUAAAUAAUUGAUUUUUAGGUUUUAUAUUACAGGAAAAUCCUAAUUUCGAAAACCAUCAAUGAGGUGAAAAACAAUAUUUAUCUUAGAUAAUUAGACCUGUGGUCUUUGUGGAAAGCUUCCCCCUUUUUUUUUAGCUCAUCAUGUAAUGUGAAACUACAGUUACGGCUGUGGCAGUGCCAAGAUUUGGAGAGGGGGGGGGGGGAUAAAGAGCAAACAUGGAAAAGGAUGCAGAUGACAAUUUUCUUUGAUUGAGUUCCAUUGAUACAUUGUAUAUAUGUUCAAUGGACGAUUCUCAAAAUAUAGAGAUAGGAUUUAAACAGGAUAUCAAUUUAUAGAUUAAUUUGUAUUCAAAAUCAAAAGGAUUUCCCGUAAAAUUUGAGAUAUGACAUUGUCUCCCCCCCCUGCAACCAUAUACAUUAUCAUAAAUAUGAAUGUGAAAUUUAAGAGCAUGAAUGUUCAGAGUUAUAUUACAUAGAUUUUUUUAAAAUAUAGAUGGGAUUAACAAAAGUGCAUUUGAAUUUAGUUUGAUAAGCUUUACAUACAAUCUGAGAUUUAUAACAACUCAAAGUGUUGGUACUUAUAUGUUGUACAUAAGAAAGCAGAUUUUUAAAAAUACGAUUAUAGAAUUUCUAAUAUUAUGUACUCGUAGUAUAGCAAUACAGUAUUAUUUCAUAUAAAUGAAAAUGAUUUGGUAUUCAAAUAGGUUUUCAUGAAUUUAUUUUUGUAAUAUGACAUCAUUAUAGCGUCCAAGUUUAAUGUAGGCUGAAGUUUGAUAAACAUUAUACUCCUUUGUUGCUCAAAAUCUAGUUGAUAUAUUUUUAGUUUAGUAAACCAAGGAUUAUUAAUUUGUAUGCAUAUAACAAAAGACUAAGGUAUUUUGAAUGGGAACGAAAACGCAAUAAGAAUUUUACACCUUUACAUAUGAGAGUAAUAUUUCAAUGAGUUUGAAAUCUUGAAUUAUCAUCUAAAUCAUGGAUUCUAGAUUAUGAUUCAGUUCUACAGUAAGUGGUUGUUGUGCCUACACAUUUUGUGUGUCUAUUAUGACACCUAUUAUGUUCUGUUACUACGAAGGUAUUGUGGUAGCCAUGUCUCAUUCUUAAAGAUGAGAAAUUCUUGAUGAAAAUUACAUCAACACCCAAGUGUACUAUUUAGAAUAAUGAGAGGUGCAUUCACUUUGAUCUUGAUUAAGGUGAUUAUGCUGAACUGUGUC